Molecule: messenger RNA, 480 nt
Organism: Perkinsus marinus ATCC 50983
Lineage: Eukaryota; Perkinsozoa; Perkinsida; Perkinsidae
Exons: 1
Coding region: 1-480 (159 amino acids)
Source: RefSeq, a predicted model, not a curated record
AUGCCAUACGAGCCAGGCCAACCUUAUCGUGAAGAAGAACACUCAAACGGUCACCCACCAUCUGGUAGAGACCCUGGUCACUUGGAAGAGGCCGCCUUCGACCUCUUCCGACGGGUCCUUUUCCCCGAUUCCCAUGAACACCAUCCUGGUGAACACAACACUGAGCGUCUUGCGGACUUGAUGAGACUACUCGAUACACACGGUCACUCGAGUGACUUCAGAGACGUUCUGAAGGAAGUAGAGUUUUACCAUCCUGGGUUUCUCAACAAGUUGAAACACGGCGACGCUCACGACUACGUUGAAGGACUCUAUCGUCGACACACUGAGGAGGCUUUUGACCCCAACGAGUGGGAGCUGGACCAUGGUGGCCAUGAGAAAGGAAGGGUGGAAGAGGAAGACUCUCAUUGGAACCGUGAAGUGGUCAAGAGUGGACGCGGGAUGGAAGUCGGUGGAGAGAGAGGAGGGGACAUCAAUCGAUGA